UAUAUAUAUAUAUAUGUGUGUGUGUGUGUGUGUGUGUGUGUGUGUGUGUGUGUGUGUGUGUGUGUGUGUGUGUGUGUGUGUGUGUGUGUGUGUGUGUGUGUGUGUGUGUGUGUGUGUGUGUGUGUGUGUGUGUGUGUGUUGGUUUUUGUGGUUUACAAGGACUUUUGACCUGAAUACGCACCAGCAUUACAGGGACAUUUGGGUUUAUGAGGACAGGGCCCAUGUCCUUAUAAUUCCGACAGUGUAGAUGCCUUUCUCUAUGUCCCAGAAGCUCCCUCUCAAAGUUUCGCGCCAUGUCCUAAUAUACCACAAAAAUCUGAAAUUUUACUAUACACUGUGUAUCCUCUGAGCUCGGGAGUGCGCCCCUGCAGCCCGGCCCCGGUACUGCAUCCGCGUCAUCGAAAAUUUGCAUAUUUUACACUUGUGUAAGUUUGGAGGCCGCUGAUUGGCUAGAUCGGCAUCGGAAGGCGGGAAAACAAAAUGGCGGCGGUGGGCGGGGCUACAUUCUGCCGCUAAUAGCGCCGUACAAGUAAGUUAAUGCAGUUUGGUAAUUAUUUAAACAUUUUUUGUAAUAAUUUAUCGAUUGUAUUUAAUUAUAUAAAUGCAUACUGAUCGUGCAAUUAAACAUGUUCCUUAAAUAUCAUCAUAUAAAGUAUGAAUGUGACAUCAAAGCUGUAAUUACUCGGUUUAAUAUCUGUAAAUUAAUGUAACGCUAUUAAUGUAACGUUUCAUAGAUGGUUAUUUAAAUAUAUAAUAAUUAUUAUUAUUAUAAUUAUAAAUCCCGUGUACACGUGCUUUAAUCAGCGAGGCAAGUGUGACUGUUUGUAACUUCCUGUUUGGACCGGACACAAUCUGUGCACCUGAAGCGAAGACAUCUGUGGUGUGAAGCUGUUGGAAACAACUAUUAUAUGAAAGCAGACACAGAGGAUGGCUGAAGGUGUGAGGCGAAGGAGAAAGCUGAAGCCCGUGGAGGAGGCCAUACAGUUUUCACUUGAACAGAAAGACAAGAAUGGACUCGAGGGCAGGUUCAUCAGUCAUCUUAAAGGGAGGGGUGUGUUCAGCUGUACUGACUUUGAGAAAGGAGAUUUCCUGCUGGAAUACAGAGGAGACCUCAUCAGCAAAGAAGAAUGUGAGCGGAGGCAAAGAAUAUAUCACCAUGCACUUAAAGUUUUCAUGUUUGAGUUUCGCUACAAUGGAAAACUCCUCUGUGUCGAUGCAGCCCGAGAUGACGGUUCUCUUGGGCGGCUUGUAAACGAUGACCAUAUUAACCCAAACAGCAGGAUGAAGACGAUUCGUGUGGAUGGAAAACCUCACUUAUGUUUAUUUGCCACAAGGAGCAUCUGUCCUGGUGAAGAGAUCACAUAUGAUUAUGGUGAUUCUGAGUGGCCAUGGAGAUGCACGACUCUUAGUGUGGUUGAACCGUCCACUCUUGAAGUCAACACACUGUCCGAGUCAGAAGACACAGACGUAGAGAAGCUGAAAGUUGUCAGUGAUCAGUCAGAGUUGGACUCCAGUAUCUGUGCAGCCUCUGAAGGACUGGAAAAGGUGACUCUGAAGAAGGACCAGUUACUAUUGGAUGAUCAGGACUGUGUUGAGAAGAUGUCACCUGUCAAAGAGCAUGUGUUGAAUGAGGAGCAGAGCUUUUGUGCCCCAGUUGAAGGAGUUAAGGAGGUCUGCAGACAUGUUGUGGUCACUUCAGCAAUAUCAAGCAUGGAUAAAUGUGCUGAAUGUGUGGGACCUGUUGCAGCUCUCAAGUGGAUUGGCCUGAGAUGUAAAUUGUGCUCCAGUUCCAGGCAUAAGUCCUGCUAUCUGAAGCUUCAUGAAUGGGAUGGAAGACGGUCAUCGUGUGAAGUAAGUUCAGAGGAAGAUGAGCUGUCAGAUGAGGAUUACAUACCUCAGUCAGAGUCAGACCAUCAGUCAGACAGUUCAGAUGAGUUGACAACAAGACCAGCACGUUACGACCAAGCUAAACUCUUAGAUAUACAGGAAGCUGCAUCAUCUAAGUUUAGUGAACAUCUGAGAUCAGAUGUAACUACCCUGAAUGUGUCUAAGGGCAAAGGAAAAGGAGUCCUGAAGGUCAUGGAAGCAGCAAGUGUGUAUGAUGAGUCUGAUUUAAUGUGUCAUGAGGAGCAGUUUACUGAUUUUGAGACAGACAGUGAAUCAGACUUUCCCAGAAAGCAAGGCUCAGUGGUAUGCAGGUUAACAGAUGUGCUAAUGUCAUCACCUCAAUCACACAAUAGUAAGCUUUUGGAUUCAAAAAGCACAGUAACAUUGAGAGAAGAGAGGGAACGCAGCAUGGCUGGAGGUGAUCAUUGUGUGCAGUCACCAAAAAUCUCCUGUUCAGCAAAUAGGAAGAAUUAUUGUUACAUCUGUGGGAAACCUCAGUCCAAGUUAGCGCGCCAUUUGAAAACUCAUAUGGCUGAAGUUGAAGUUGUUCAGGCUUUGUCACUCCCAGUUCACUCAAAAGAACGUAAAGCAAUGCUGCAAAAGCUCAGGAACAAGGGCAACUUUCAGCAUAACACUGACGUUUUACUGUCUGGAGAGGGGGCUCUUAAAAUAAAACGAGCACCAAAAAGAAAGUGUGAUUCAAAGCAGUUUUUGCAUUGCAUGUACUGCAAAGGGUUGUUUGUACGGAGAGAUCUGUGGCGUCAUUUAAAAAGAUGUCCCUCAAAACCAGCAGCUGACAGUGAAGAGCAAGGGAGGAGGAGAGUCUUGGGCCUGGCAUCUAUGGCAGAGUCUUCAUUCAGUCAGCACAUAUCACAAGGAGUUUGGAAACUCUUAGGUGUGAUGAAGCAGGAUGACAUUUCCGCUGUGGUCAAAAAUGACCUGAGUAUUCUUCAGCUUGCACAGUCGUUUUUUAACAAACAUGGUCAUGACCCUACCAAAUUUGAGUAUAUUCGACAAAAACUCCGUGAAGUUGGAAGAUUGUUGCUGACUUUGCGUAGACAGUUUUCUGUGUACAGUCUUGAAGAAGCUCUGAAACCUGCCAAUUUUCAUAGACUUAUUCGAGCGGUUCAAAUGGUGUCUGGCUAUGAUGAUGAGAGCCACUGCUACCAAAGCCCAAGCCUUGCCCUGAAACUGGGGCAUUCGUUGAAUAAGAUUUGUGAAAUCAUUCAGUGCCGAGCACUGAUGUCUGAAGACAAGGAAUUGAUCUCAUCAACAGAGACCUUCAAAAAGCUCUACUCCUCAAAGUGGUCUGAGAUGAUCUCACACACUGCUUUGGUGACACUGAAUGAGGCCAAAUUUAACAAGCCAUCAACACUUCCCUUCACCCAGGAUGUCCAGUCUCUUCAUCAGCUCCUUGAGAAGACUGCAGAUACUGCUUUUCAGAAACUACAAGAGACGGCAUCUCCUCAAAGCUAUGCAGAACUGGCCAAAGCAACCCUCACCAGAAUCAUUGUUUUCAACCGCAGACGUGCAGGAGAGGUCUCUAAAAUGCCGCUGAAGGCUUUCAAUGAAAGGGACGGCACUUCUCUCCAUGAAGAUGUAGCGAUGGGCCUGAGCAAGUUUGAGCAGAAACUCUGCAGCCAUUUCAGUCGAGUUGAGAUCAGGGGGAAGAGGGGAAGAAAGGUUGCGGUUCUUCUCUCUCCUGAUAUGGUCGAUGCCCUGAUGCUACUGGUCAGCAGGAGAGGUACAUGUGGAGUGCUAGACACUAAUACUUUCUUGUUUGCUCGGCCAAACUGCCUGAGUUACUACAGAGGCCAGGACUCUCUGAGGGUAUAUGCAAGGGAAUGUGGAGCUCAAAAUCCAGAAUUUCUCAGAUCCACUCAUCUUCGCAAGCACGUGGCUACGCUCUCUCAAAUCCUAAACCUGAAAAACAACGAGUUAGAUCAGGUUGCUGAUUUCUUAGGGCAUGACAUCCGUGUCCACCGUGACUAUUACAGACUGCCAGAAGCCACUACUCAGCUUGCUAAAAUAUCAAAGCUACUGUUAGCCAUGGAAAAGGGCUGCCUUCCUAAUCUUCAAGGCAAAUCCCUUGAUGACAUUGAGAUUGAAGAUGAGAUCAACAUGACGGAUUCUGAUGACAGUGAUCCUGAAGAAAGUGAAUCUGAUGAUGAGGCUCUUGCUGGAGCUGCGGGAAACUCCAGUAAUGCUGGUGUUCAGAAGAUGCCCAUUGAGAGCACCACUGAACUUCCUGAAGAGAGUGAGAGUGAGGCAGAAACUGAAAACCCACGGAGAGCGCAGAAGGUGUCCUGGUCAAACGCUGAAGUUACAGCUGUAAUGAAACAUUUUAAGGGCCACAUAGCUAAAGGUAAACUGGCCACACUGACUGAAUGCCAGCAGUGUAAAUCUGCUGAGGAUCCUGUUUUGGUGAGACGCAGUGCACAGAACAUAAGGGAUUUUGUAAGAAAUCGAGGAAUUAGCUUAAAAAGGAAAACCCAAAGCAAGUGAUGUUACAGUACAUUUUGUGUGUUCUUGAUGCCAUUCAAUUAACAUUAGCACUUUGGCUGUUGUUUUUAUUUCCCAUAGUGCAAUACUGUUAUGGCAGCAGUUCAUACGAAUAUCUCCUUGU
Messenger RNA from Carassius gibelio (silver crucian carp), 4513 nucleotides. RefSeq lists its product as uncharacterized. Gene Ontology annotation, biological process: DNA integration; DNA recombination. Lineage: Eukaryota; Metazoa; Chordata; Actinopteri; Cypriniformes; Cyprinidae. Bases 928 to 4392 code for a protein of 1154 amino acids. The transcript has 14 exons. The record is from RefSeq and is a predicted model, not a curated record. Gene Ontology annotation, molecular function: DNA binding; protein binding.